Dama dama (fallow deer) is the source of this 1490-nucleotide messenger RNA. RefSeq names its product mitochondrial transcription termination factor 2 (gene MTERF2). Gene Ontology annotation, molecular function: double-stranded DNA binding. NCBI's taxonomy places the organism in Eukaryota, Metazoa, Chordata, Mammalia, Artiodactyla, Cervidae. Gene Ontology annotation, biological process: termination of mitochondrial transcription; regulation of DNA-templated transcription. The coding region runs from base 295 to 1452 and encodes 385 amino acids. The transcript has 3 exons. The record is from RefSeq and is a predicted model, not a curated record. Gene Ontology annotation, cellular component: mitochondrial matrix.
GCGCCUCGCGUCCUGAUUGGCUGCGUUGGGGGGCGGGCGUGUCUGCGGGUUCACAGGUGGCCGGGUCAGUGCUGCUGAGGGGAAUUGGCCGGCGGCUAGAGACCCAGAACUCGUGCCGAGUACCGAGCGGACACUGACAGGGAAGUGACAAGAUUACAUUUUGAGAAGCUGGAAUGAAGUUUCCGUGGAUUAACAAGCCCUGGAUAAGGACAGGAUCUCUGAGGAGAAACACUAAGGUAUGAUUUGUACAUUUUGAGUCUCAGGACGGUGGGAAUUAGCCAGUGGAUUGCAGGCAUGUUGUGGAAGUUGCUGAUGAGAUCCCAGCCCUGCAGACUCUGUUCUUUCCGAAAAAUGCAAUCAGCUCCAAAAUAUGGACCUUUUCAAGCAUGCUUCACCUAUACAACUGAUAGUCAGUCAAAGAAAGAAAAUAAAAAGACAGUAGAAAAGCUCUUUAAAUUGUCAGUUGACAUCAGGAAAAUUCGAAGAUUAAAAGGCUGGGUACUUCUGGAGGAUGAAACCUAUGUUGAAGAAAUUGCAAAUAUUCUACGACAGCUGGGUGCCAAUGAGACUGCUGUAGCCAGUAUCUUGGAACGCUGCCCAGAAGCAAUUAUAUGCAGUCCAACUGCUGUUAACACCCAAAGAGAGCUCUGGCAAUUGGUCUGUAAAAAUGAGGAAGAGUUAGUCAAGUUAAUAGAACAGUUUCCAGAAUCUUUCUUUACUGUUAAAGACCAGGAAAACUGGAAGCUGAAUAUUCAGUUCUUUCAAGAGUUGGGACUCAAAAAUGUGGUCAUUAGCAGAUUUUUGACAACUGCAUCUAAUAUAUUUCAUAACCCUAUUGAGAAGAAUAAGCAAAUGAUAAAGAUUAUCCAAGAGAGUUAUCUAAAUUUAGGUGGCUCCGAGGCCAACAUGAAAGUUUGGCUUCUAAAAUUGUUAAGCCAAAACCCAUUUAUUCUGUUAAAUUCUUCUGCAGCUAUAAAGGAAACACUAGAAUUUUUCCAGGAGCAGGGUUUCGCAAACUUUGAAAUUCUCCAGCUUCUCUCCAAGCUCAAAGGAUUUCUUUUUCAACUUAGCCCAAGAAGUAUACAGAACAGUAUGUCUUUCUCUAAAAAUGCUUUCAAAUGUACUGAUCAUGACCUGAAGCAGUUGGUUUUGAAAUGUCCUGCCCUUUUAUAUUACUCUGUUUCAGUUUUGGAGGAGAGAAUUCAGGGAUUAUUGAAAGAAGGAAUUUCCAUAGCUCAGAUAAGAGAGACACCAAUGGUUCUUGAAUUAACUCCACAAAUAGUACAAUACAGGAUAAGGAAACUGAAUUCCUUAGGCUAUGCAGUAAAGGAUGGACAUCUAGCAAAUGUAAAUGGAACAAAAAAGGAAUUUGAGGCUAACUUUGGUAAAAUUCAGGCCAAAAAAAGAAGGCCAUUAUUUAACCCUGUGGCACCAUUAAAUGUUGAAGAGUAACUUGCUGACUGAUGUUGCUUUUUUUUUUUUUUUUUUUU